AUGAACAGUGGGGUUUUUAUGACAUUUUCGAGAUUGCCCUAUUGUUUCACCGACGACGAGAUUGAAAAAAAAUGGAGAAACUGGAUAUCCUUGUCGGGAAGCUUUUGGAAAGAUCACCAUACACUCACACGUCCGGAAGUAACCCGGUUUCAGUUAAGCCGAUGUCAGUUUGCCGCAUACGAGCAAAGCAAAUGUUUUACUGAUGAAUCUGGAGUGAAAGCCGGUAAUGCCCAAAGAUUAUUUCAGUUGAUCCGUGCGGCCGGUCCCCGGAAACCACCUGUGAGCGAAACCAUCAAGCAUCAGAAUGGAACGACCAUCUCGAACAAAGAAGAACGCCUCGACCGGUUCAUCUCUUUGCUUCAUCCAACAGAAAUGAAAGAAAAUUGUUUGGACCACUCAGAGCCUUUUAGCAAGCUGAAUGCAUCACCGUUAUCUGUUCUGGUCCUCAUGGCUGCGGUCCCAAUGAGCAGUGAUGUACACCAAGCUCCUAUGCACGAAAGCCCUAGUCAGCUCUAG
Opisthorchis viverrini is the source of this 516-nucleotide messenger RNA. RefSeq lists its product as hypothetical. The transcript has 3 exons. The record is from RefSeq and is a predicted model, not a curated record. NCBI's taxonomy places the organism in Eukaryota, Metazoa, Platyhelminthes, Trematoda, Opisthorchiida, Opisthorchiidae. Bases 1 to 516 code for a protein of 171 amino acids.